Vitis vinifera (wine grape) is the source of this 1998-nucleotide messenger RNA. RefSeq names its product probable LRR receptor-like serine/threonine-protein kinase At3g47570. The transcript is spliced from 2 exons. Gene Ontology annotation, molecular function: protein binding; protein kinase activity; ATP binding. NCBI's taxonomy places the organism in Eukaryota, Viridiplantae, Streptophyta, Magnoliopsida, Vitales, Vitaceae. The record is from RefSeq and is a predicted model, not a curated record. Gene Ontology annotation, biological process: protein phosphorylation.
CUUUCACGAAACCAGUUGAGUAAUGAACACUCAGACUCUGAGCUUGCCUUUCUUACAUCAUUAACGAAUUGCAACUCUUUGAGAAAUUUGUGGAUCAGUGGUAAUCCUUUAAAAGGCAUUAUUCCAAAUUCAUUAGGGAAUCUCUCCAUUUCUCUUGAAAGUAUUGUCGCGAGUGGCUGCCAACUCAGAGGCACCAUCCCUACAGGGAUUAGUUAUCUAACCAACUUGAUCGAUUUGAGACUUGAUGAUAAUAACUUGACAGGGUUGAUUCCAACAUCAUCUGGACGGCUACAGAAGCUCCAGGUGUUGUAUUUUUCUCAAAACCAAAUACACGGGCCCAUUCCUAGUGGUCUAUGCCAUUUGGCAAACUUGGGAUUCUUGGAUUUGAGUUCCAAUAAACUUUCCGGAACAAUCCCUGGCUGCUUUGGGAAUCUUACUUUACUACGAGGCAUCGAUCUUCACUCCAAUGGACUAGCUUCUGAGGUACCUUCAUCUCUGUGGACCCUUAGAGAUCUCUUGGUUCUUAACUUGUCUUCAAACUUCCUCAACAGCCAAUUGCCUCUAGAAGUUGGAAACAUGAAGUCUUUAGUGGUAUUGGACCUGUCAAAGAACCAAUUUUCAGGAAACAUCCCAAGCACCAUAUCACUUCUUCAAAACCUGGUCCAACUUCACUUAUCCCAUAACAAGCUACAGGGUCAUAUGCCCCCCAAUUUUGGUGAUUUGGUGAGCUUGGAAUGCUUGGAUCUGUCUGGGAACAAUUUAUCUGGUUCUAUUCCCAAGUCAUUAGAGGCUCUGAAAUAUCUCAAAUACCUAAAUGUUUCUGUCAACAAACUACAACGAGAGAUUCCAAACGGAGGACCCUUUGCAAACUUCACUGCUGAAUCUUUCAUCUCCAACCUAGCACUUUGUGGAGCACCUCGGUUUCAAGUCAUGGCAUGUGAGAAAGAUACUAGAAGGCACACAAAAUCACUCCUCUUGAAAUGUAUUGUGCCACUGGCUGUAUCAUUAUCAAUAAUAAUAGUAGUGGUUCUCUUUGUUCUACGGAAGCAAAGACAGACUAAAUCAGAAGCACUGCAGGUUCAAGUUGAUUUGACAUUGCUUCCCAGAAUGCGUCCAAUGAUUUCACAUCAAGAACUCCUUUAUGCAACCAACUAUUUUGAUGAAGAGAAUUUGAUUGGGAAAGGAAGCUUAGGAAUGGUAUAUAAAGGGGUGUUAUCCGAUGGGUUGAUUGUUGCUGUAAAGGUUUUCAAUGUGGAAUUGCAAGGAGCUUUCAAGAGUUUUGAGGUAGAAUAUGAAGUAAUGCAGAAUAUUCGGCAUAGAAAUCUUGCCAAGAUAACCAGUAGUUGCUACAACUUGGACUUCAAAGCCUUGGUGCUUGAGUAUAUGCCUAAUGGGAGCUUAGAGAAGUGGUUGUACUCUCACAACUACUUCUUGGAUUUUGUCCAAUGAUUAAAAAUUAUGAUAGAUGUGGCAUCAGGGCUAGAGUAUCUCCAUCAUGAUUAUUCAAAUCCUGUGGUUCACUGUGACUUGAAGCCUAGCAAUAUCUUGUUAGAUGAUGACAUGGUUGCACACAUUAGUGAUUUUGGCAUUGCAAAACUGUUGAUGGGAAAUGAGUUUAUGAAGCGAACCAAAACCUUAGGCACCAUAGGCUAUAUGGCACCAGAGUAUGGUUCAGAAGGAAUAGUAUCUACGAGUGAUGUUUAUAGUAACGGGAUUAUGCUGUUGGAAGUCUUUGCAAGGAAAAAGCCUACGGAUGAAAUGUUCGUUGGGGAUCCAACAUUGAAGAGUUGGGUGGAGUCAUUAGCUAGUACAGUGAUGGAGUUCGUGGACACCAAUCUACUGGACAAAGAGGACGAACAUUUUGCCAUAAAAGAGAACUGUGUCUUAUGCAUCAUGGCAUUAGCUUUGGAAUGCACGGCUGAGUCUCCUGAGGAUAGGAUCAACAUGAGAGAUGUCGUUGCUCGACUCAAGAAGAUUAGAAUCAAAUUGUUGAUGUAA